UGAUUCUGGAGAGGGAUCUGUAAUUCAAUUCAAAGCUUUUACCAUCUUCAACCGUUCCCUCUCUCACUUUCUCAUCCCUUAAAAGAAUUCCCAAUUUCCUUCUAAAUCGUCCUCUUUCACGUUCAUUUCUUUUCCGAUUUCCCAACAAAAACCGUUAGCAUUCUUUUUUUUUCCCCAAUGGCAACUAGAAACCGGACCGUCCAGUACAAAAAGCACAGAGACGCAUUAAAGAGCGUUCGAGCUCCUCUCUCUUCCUCAGCGUCCGGUUCCGGUGGUCCGGUUAUUGAAAUGGUUAACGCUUCUUUCCUUCGCUCCAAUCGUCCCUCUUACACUCCUCUCAGCACCGAAGAAGACCCUGGUCCUUCAAGUAGUGGUGCCUUUACGAUAGGUUUGCCGCCGGUUUGGAUUGACGAUUCGGAAGAAAUAGCGGCAAAUAUUCAACGAGCUAAGGUCAAGAUGGCGGAGUUAGUCAAAGCUCAUUCCAAGGCUUUAAUGCCUUCAUUUGGAGACGGCAAAGAAGAUCAACGCGCGAUUGAGGGUUUAACCAAAGAAAUUACAGAUCUAUUAAGGAAAUCAGAAAAGAGAUUGCAAAAGCUGUCGAGCAACGGAUCGUCCGAGGAUUCCAAUCUCAGAAAAAAUGUGCAGCGUUCACUUGCGACUGACCUUCAGAGCCUGUCCAUGGACUUGCGGCGAAAACAGUCAACUUAUUUGAGACGGCUGCAGCAGCAAAAAGAGGGACAGGAUGGUGUUGACUUGGAGUUGAACUUGAAUGAGAACAGAAAUAGAUUAGAAGAUAGUGAAUUCAGUGACGUGGGUUUUAAUGAGCACCAAAUGAGCAAGCUGAAGCAGAGUGAGUUUUCAACCCUAGAAAGGGAGAGAGAAAUCACUCAGGUUGUCAAGUCAGUAAAUGAGCUUGCUCAAAUUAUGAAAGAUCUCUCAGUCCUUGUGAUAGACCAGGGCACGAUUGUCGAUCGGAUAGACUACAAUAUCCAAAACGUAGCUACAUCUGUCGAGGAGGGCUUCAAACAGCUCCAGAAGGCUGAGCGAACACAGAAGAAGGGAGGAAUGGUGAUGUGUGCAACAGUGCUUGUAAUUUUAUGCUUCAUCAUGAUAGUCCUUUUGGUCCUCAAAGAGUUAUUCUUGUGAUCAUAUUAUCAUACAGUACUGACAGCAGCUUAGCAUCCUAGUUUGACAUGAUUCAUCAGGUAUAUAUUCAGAUCGGGGAACCACCAAUGAUUUUCUUGAGAAUGAUCCUGAUAGGACUCAUAAACUAACAUUGGUUGUGGGGAAUUUGUACAUAGUUUUGUAUCACACUUUUUUCUCAGAAGUUUGUGUAGAGGUCAUUCUAGAGAACUUUUUCAAAUAGGUGCCUGGGAAUUAGAUUGUCAAAAGUUCCUUUCACAUUGUAAUGAGGUGAUUUUUACGUGUAACAAGACAAAUUUGUGCGGAUAUCUCAAAGUAAUGAAAAGCAGAAGGCAUACAGGGGUUGUUAUGAACUCUUGAUAUUCUAGUGGCA
Molecule: messenger RNA, 1516 nt
Organism: Theobroma cacao (cacao)
Lineage: Eukaryota; Viridiplantae; Streptophyta; Magnoliopsida; Malvales; Malvaceae
Product: tlg2p-like protein a
Biological process (GO): vesicle fusion; intracellular protein transport; vesicle-mediated transport
Cellular component (GO): endomembrane system; SNARE complex; membrane
Molecular function (GO): SNAP receptor activity; SNARE binding
Source: RefSeq, a predicted model, not a curated record